UUGAAGCUGAUCAAUGAGAUCUGCAGUUCCGUAGAUGCCUUGGCGUAUUCAAUGGAUGAACAAAAUGAUACUAUAAGAAUGCUUGCCGAACAGCAUUACGCAAUUUUGAAAAUUGCCAAACGUACUACAAAAUUAUUUCAAUUUUCAUUCGUCACGAAGUUCAUAAGCAAUUACACAUUUAUGAUAAGCACCUUAAUAAUUAUCUACAAAUGCCUGAUUGACGAAGAUAUUUGUGAGUCUUUGCUGUUUUUCCUUUUUCAAUACAGAGGUGCAUUUUUCAAUGCAAUAGGCAUCAUCGGAAUCUGUUACGUCUGCGACCUAGCAGUUACUCAGGCUCACCAGACCAAAAUGAUUUUGCACAGGACGACAUUGAACAAGUCCUACAUGUAUCUAAUUCCGGAAUUGAGGAUGUUCAUGACGUACUUGACAGAUGAGAUUCUUAGCUUUGAGCCGUAUCAAUUAUUUAACAUAGAUAAAAGCCUAAUGAUUGUUAUACUCGGCAACGGACUGGCUUUCUUCACUAUAGCGGUAUAAUGUUAAUAAACCGAGCCACAUCGUCGCACUGAAGUAUCGGUGUAAAUGUGGAUUUGCAGUAGAAAAGGUGUUAAGUGAAUUUCUAUGGAAUAAUAUUUACGAGCACGCACGACAUGGAAACCGCACAUAACAGUAACCUACGUCACUACCGAUUUUACGUGUCACUUGGGAAUUAGUCGAGUGCUUCUCUGUACCUAUAGAAAAGGUGUCAUGAUAUAUGUCAUAGUUGAGUCACCAUUAAGUAGUGCACGUAGCAGUAACCACCCCUGGUUACAUCC
Molecule: messenger RNA, 812 nt
Organism: Cephus cinctus (wheat stem sawfly)
Lineage: Eukaryota; Metazoa; Arthropoda; Insecta; Hymenoptera; Cephidae
Exons: 3
Coding region: 52-534 (160 amino acids)
Biological process (GO): sensory perception of taste
Cellular component (GO): membrane
Source: RefSeq, a predicted model, not a curated record